Messenger RNA from Caenorhabditis auriculariae, 3807 nucleotides. NCBI's taxonomy places the organism in Eukaryota, Metazoa, Nematoda, Chromadorea, Rhabditida, Rhabditidae. The record is from the annotation of a GenBank genome assembly.
AUGCCCCUUGGGAUGUGCGGAGCCAUCAUGCGUUUUGCAAUUUUCCGCAGCUUCUUAUUCAAUUUCUCGUUCGUCCUCCGCCUGCCCAACUUUUGCAUCUGUCUGCUCAAAGGCAAGUAUUACCGUAGAUUCUUGUUGAGAGCUCAACUUUAAAGUUUAUCGUUUUUUUUUUUGGAAUUUGUGAAGGUUUUUCAUUUUUUGGGAAAGGAUUGUCUUCUGACAAGGGAGGUCAUUUUCCUUUGUGGCUGGGAUUUUUUUUUAGAUUGGCUAGAAAACUCCUUGAUGUCCCAGAAAAAGAUUUUGCAAGUUUCAACCUACACAACUUCCCAGUUUUCGAGAAAUAAGGGCCCAAAGUCUCAAAAUAGCCUGUUUUACUGGAAUUUUGAGAGUUUUCUUCAAUUCUGAGGCGUCUUUUCUCAAAAAUAAGGACAUUCUGUGGUUUGAGAUUUUCAGGUUGUUUUUCUGGUACAUCAAGAUGCGUUCUGACCAAUUUUCAGGGGAAUCCAAACCUCAAAGUAAAAUGACCUUCCUUAUAAUUUUUAAUGACCCUCUCUGAUUCCAUCUGUCUGUAAACUUUCGCCUCUGUCAAAAAAAAAAAGUCAACGAUAUGGUAUUCCGACUGUUUUUGGUUCUUCUACCCUCCAUUCCCCCGCAUUUCGGGGCAAAAGGAAAGCUUUUUUCGUCUGACUUCUUCCAACCUAUUUUUUUAUUUCCUCUCGUGCUUCGUUCUACUUUUUUUUCCAAUUUGACUUCGGAAACUAUUAGAAACUUUCAGCUUGCGCCCAAAACGGCUGGGUUUGUGUCAUGUUCAGCUGUUAGCUGAAGUCCCCGAUAUGCAGCAGAAGGUGAGCCUUUUUAUAUUUGAAAUAAAAAGUGAACCUGUGAAUCCUGCACCAAUAUUUUCUCUAUCGUUCGGAUACCGAAAAAAUUUUUGAAAAUGCGAUUUAAGUGAGAAAAUAGUAUUCAAGAGAAAAUUCAAAAAAAGUUUCUACAAAAGAUCCAAAAUGAACUAAUUCAUAUGGGAGUUUUCAUGACUUCGCCAGCUAGAAGAUUGAAUGAAAUGGGUUUCCAGACGUGAACGAUAGAAUGCCUGUGCGGAAAAAGCAUGGUCCGUACGAUAUAAUAGCAGACGACGUGUACGAUUGUCGCAUUCCGCUUCACAAUGAGCUCGCCUACCAACAUGGCAUCCACUUCGAGGCAAAAGUCGGUUUUCUCGUCUUAUUUUUCAUCAAAACCUAUUAAAAUCAGUUUAAUUGGAAUCGGUUCUUGGAUAUCAGGUUAAUCUUAUUGAUUCUUUUUUUCAACUCUCCUAUUGAUGGAAAUUCUCAGAAACUUUUUUUGAAGUCUUGUUAGAUGAUAGCAGUUUUGUAGGCGUCCUGUACAAUUCUUAGUAUCAUUUUCAGAAAAAGAAACCUAGGUAAUUUUAAAAAACUCAGCUAAAAGUUGAGAAGCUUCUGCUUUUGGUUCCUUGAAAGGCGUUGGGAAGAUUUACAGCACCUUCCGGAAUUUACUUACCUUCCAAAAGUCUGCUGGAAGGCCUUUUUGAAAUCAUACUCAAUAUAUUACCUUCCGAAUACCUUCAAACUACUUUCUGAAAGCCUUUCCAAGACCUUCUAGUUUCCAUUUAUCUUCCAAUCUCCUGCUGAUUAUUACCCAACACUUUUUCAAAAUUCGAAUGUUUUUUUGCCGCGGUUGAACUUUUGAUGGAACUUGGUUGAAUCGCACUUCAGGGCCUCUUAAUCCUGAAACAAGAAAAUAUAUUUUGCAAUGAAUCUUGUUUCCAAGUUAUGAGCCUUCGAAGUUUGCGAAUUACACGAAUAAUGGGAAAAAAAAAACGUUGUUUCAGUAGUUUGAAGCUUCUUAUUGGGAAACAACAGCUAUGGUCAAAAAAGGAAACGUUACCUAGUGGAGGGGUUCGAAAUUGAAAGGAAAGGAAGAGGUAUUUUGAUUCAAUUAAAAGCAAAAAAAGGCUUAUUUUUUUUAAGAGUGCAAUAUUCUCAAAAUUUUUCCAUUUAUGCUGCUUUGAAGUCACUUUUCCCGAUCAGAAAAUCAAUUUUUCUAACAAUUUCUAAAGCUUGGAGCAUCCUCAGCGACAGUUCAUCGCUCAAAGUUUUUUUUCUUUUCUUGCUCUCUUUGAAACAUACUCAUGUUUUUGUGUAUGAGCUGCCAGGCGAAUUCAUCACAGACAUAGAGGCAAUGAAGACGUCGGAGCGAGAAGCGCUGAAAGGCCUUGAUAAGCGUCGCCCCAGGGGAAAUGGCUCUCCCGAAAUGAAUGUUGACGGGCUCGCGGCGGCGUGUUCUGACAGGCUGCCAUGAAUUAUGCGCAUCACAUCACAAACAGACCGAAAUGUUCAGCUUCUGUUCAUUGAGAAGGGUCGAGUGAUAUUCAGAUAAUUAAAACAGCGUUCAUUACAUCUCAAAGAUUAAAAAAAUAAAAAAAUAAUCGACGUAUGAAGUUAACGGAAAACGGCCGAUUGAACUGUACCUCAAUAGAGAAACUCUUUCUGAAUAAAAAAAGUUUCUUGCAAAAAGAUUUUUUUCGAUUUAUGAAGUCCGCAAAAUAAACAAAUUAUGAUAAAAAGCGCUGUUUUAAGCUUUUGAAACAUCUUAACUCGAAUAUGAGAUCUUUUGCGAGAGAUUUUUUCUUGUUCUGCAAUCAGGAGGCCCUGAAGUACAUUUCAGCCAAGCUUCAAUAAGUUAUCAACCGCGGUGGUGCCGAUUUUUGAUUUUCUCUCAUUUGACUUCAUUCAACACUAACUACAGUACCUCAUUUUUUUUUUGGUUAAUUUUCUGAGAUCUUUAGUGGGUUCCCCCAAGCCCGUAACGAAUUUUGUUACUUUUGGUCUUUUUUAAAUUUGUCAUUUUUUUUUAUCUACAAGAAGUUAAUUGAAAUUUCUUGUGUAUGUAAUUUUGAAUAAUGAUGACAAGAAUAAAUGGUGGAAACGACUAUUUUCUAAUCAAGAUCUGAUUAAAAACAGGCAUCACUGUCCUUUCCAAGAGCCAGUCGUUUUAGCAUAAGUUCUUAUUCCUUCCCCUUUAUUUUUUCAAGUUCUUCUCACUUUUUAAACUUUUUUUUUCCGAUAAAUUAGCUAGUCUAAAAAGUUAGGAGUUAGUUUCAGCAUAACAGUCAUAACGCACCAAGAAAGUAUUUUUGGGAUGUUGCGCACUCGGAAAUCCUUUGGAGUUUUUCGAUUUUCAGUUAAUUUACGGUCAUGCGAUAUAAGCUCCUAAGGAUAUCUUUUUUAUCAAUUUGAUCAAUUACAACAUUUCAUGCUAACUCCAAAACUCUGUUUCAGUACGUGGGAAGUAUGGAGAUCCCGCGACCAGGAACUAGAAUCGAGAUUGUCGCCGCCAUGCGACGAGUCCGAGUAAGUCUCGAAAUCAACUUGACGCAAAUCCAAUCAUUUUAUCUUCUUAUUUUUGAUUUAUAUGAUUUCAGUACGAGUUCAAAGCUCGCGGGAUCAAAAAACGACCUGUGGACAUUACCGUUUCAGUGGACGGGGUCAAAGUUGUUCUUCAGCGGAAAAAGGUUUUCUCUCUUUUUUUUUUGCUUUAAAAAACAAAGUAUUUAAGCAAAAAGAAAAAGGUUUGUCAUGGGACGAAUCGAAGCUGCUCGUUAUGUUCCAUCCCAUAUACAGGUUUUUCUCAACUUCAUGAAUGUUGACCGUCAUUUCUGGGUUUUUUAGGAUAUUCUACGUGUCCCACGAUUCCCAAGAUCUCCAAAUCUUCUCGUAUAUUGCGCGUGACGGCGCUAGUAACACAUUCAAGUGCAAUGUCUUCAAAUGUUCCAAAAAGGUUUGGAUUUGA